This is a messenger RNA of Caenorhabditis briggsae, 198 nucleotides long. The coding region runs from base 1 to 198 and encodes 65 amino acids. Lineage: Eukaryota; Metazoa; Nematoda; Chromadorea; Rhabditida; Rhabditidae. The transcript has 3 exons. The record is from RefSeq and is a predicted model, not a curated record.
AUGGUGUAUUCGAAUCAACGUUUGGCUUGGUUCGACAUCAUUGCCUCUCCGAUCAUCCUAUUUUGGUACAUUGGAGCAUUUUAUGCAUUUUUGCUCUUCGUCGUCAAACCUUUUAUGGUGCCGAAAGGAUCUGCUAGACAGCCAUUCCUUCUGUGCGGUGAGAAGCCAUCGGAAAAUCGCUCACUCAACAUUCAUUGA